Ectocarpus siliculosus is the source of this 2074-nucleotide messenger RNA. The record is from the annotation of a GenBank genome assembly. Lineage: Eukaryota; Phaeophyceae; Ectocarpales; Ectocarpaceae.
AUGACGGCAACGACCGCUUUCAUCGAACUCCCGCGGGCAGAGGAGGCAGAACAAGAAGAAGCAAGGAUGAAGGGAGGAGUGGGAAGCGACGAAUCGGGAGGGAGAGGGUGGGGGGCUGACGGGAAACAAGGCUCUCGGAAGGCUGGGGUGUCGGCGGGAGCGGGGCCUGGGGAGGAGGGUGUCGCAGCGGGCGCUCGUGCGCAGGAGGCGAAACAGGGGUCACGCCGCCCGGGCCAGCAAGACGACACCGUCUCCGACCACGAUUCAUCGGGUCAGGGCAUCACCGUCAUUGCCGCCUGCAUCGGAGCGCUUGUCGUCUUCUCGAUGGUUUGGUGCUGGCUGAGCUCCGUGUUCGUCUGCGUGUCCUGGUGCGUGUGCAAGUGCGCCCGCCCCAACUCGAGGCACUCGUCGUCCAGUUGCACGGAAAACAAGCACGUCGACACCUACGCGGGGGCGGUUCGAGCGACUUUCUGCGGGACCUUGGCGAGCGUUGUCUGCGUCUCCGAUGGGGGCACCGCUGGGAAAAACGACACCAACGGCCAGGAGGAUGGGUUUCCUGCUUCACUUCCGUGCACCCCCCAGCCCGGCAGCAGCAUCGGUAGCACCAGCAGCAGCGAAAACCUAGUCGACGAGGCAGCUGCUGUCACCCACGCUGGAGUUACCGCGGAUGCUCCUCCCGCCGCAAUCAAAGGCGCCGCUCCCGUAAACAUCGACGGUGGCGCGGCUUCGAGUUACUCGGCGUUUUCGGGCAUGUUUCGGCGCGCGCUGACUGCGACGGCCCUCCCUCCCGACACCCCAACCGCGCACGGCUCUCCCUCCGCGGGCCACGGCGCACAACUCCGGCAGCAACAGCACGGGCUCGACGGUAACGGUGGCGAUGGCAGCAGCGAUCAAAACCCCCUCGCCUUGUGCCCCACCGGCGACGGCGGCGGCAGCAGUGGCGAUAUUGCUUUGGUCUGGGGAGAAGAGAAGCAGAGCGAGAACGGCAGUCACACCACCACCGACGCCGCGCGACCUCGCGGCCGCCCCUUCCUGAGAUCGUCCGGCGGCGCUAGCGACAGAACGCCCUGGACGCAUCGUUUCUGGGCAAGGUCUAGCGGCGACAGCUGCAGGCAUGAAGCGGGCAGACGGUGGGGUACGGGAGGGGGGCCCGCGUCUGGGGUUUCGAACGGUUCUCCAGAACGUUCUUCGGGGGAGAACGGUUCUCCAGAAGGUUCUUUGGGGGAGGCCGCCGCCUUCGAGGGACACCACGGGUUGUUCGACGCCUUGUCGCACCGAAGGAGGGAGGCCCAUCGGGCCCGCCUGGCCGGCGGGAGUCGGGCUCAGGAAAGGGGGCGCGGUGGCGACGGACACCUGACUUCCGCCGCCGCCGCCGCAGAGCCCGACAGCGGUGGUGGCAACAACAGCAGGAGCCGAGGAAACGCUGCUGGCUGUGUUGUUGGUGCGACGGCGGACCAGCAGGUGUCGCCGGAACCAGCCGUCCUCGCGACGCCAGCGCCGCCGGAAACCGCAGCCGGGAGCGCGCUACGCAGCAGCAGCAGCACCAACAAUAACGACGGAGGAGGACGAGAGGUAACAGCGGCAGGAGGCGGAGCUGCCGCAGAGAUUUCCCGGGUGGAGAGGGGUUGCCCACCCCGAGGGGGCGGUGUUGCCGAAGACGCAGGGAACGGCGACGAGGAACGGGGAGAAGAUCGCGGGUCCUUUCCCCCCGGGGACACGGAGUCGAUACCCCCGGGUUUGCCCAGGGCGAGGAUGUUGUGGCGCGCGUUUUCGGAGGUGGAUCACAACAAGAUCGAGGACAACCACCGGCGGGCCGCGCAGCGACACCUUGCGAGAUUUGGCCCGGCGCCCGGAGUCCGAAAUCCGCCCAUGUGUUACGGGCCCAUGUAGUGUUUUUCUUGCCAUCGAUAUUUUUCGUUCUAGAAAGGUGUGCCCCUCUUUGGGUAGUAGUUGGCCUGUGACCUAUUAUCAAAGGAAGUCCGCAUCAGUGGGACUAGUAGUACGGAUAUCAGAAGGCACUGCAGCGGAGGCCGGAACGGUUAUUAUUUACUGUGUAGACAGAAGCAGCAGCAGC